Messenger RNA from Saccharomyces cerevisiae S288C, 528 nucleotides. RefSeq names its product Sdc1p (gene SDC1). The transcript has a single exon. NCBI's taxonomy places the organism in Eukaryota, Fungi, Ascomycota, Saccharomycetes, Saccharomycetales, Saccharomycetaceae. Gene Ontology annotation, cellular component: chromosome, telomeric region; nucleus. The coding region runs from base 1 to 528 and encodes 175 amino acids. The record is from RefSeq and is marked reviewed.
AUGAAUGAAAGUGAGAAUAGUCCCCAACAUAAUGAAGUUACGGUUCCUAUGGUAGAGGAUACUUCAAGUAAUGCUGAUAUUCCAAUGGAGCAAAUUCAACGCGAAGACAAUAAGAACUACGAUAAACAUGACAAUGAAUGCUUCGAUAUGAAUGGCAAUCACAAUAAUAACUCUGAUAACUUACAAUUUGACAGUGUACCAUCUUCUGCAACGAAAGAUUUGAAAAACAUCAAAAGUGUCACCAACCAAAAUGUAAAAAUAGAAGAAUCGAGUAGCACAAAUUCAGUCAUUGAAGAGUCAUCUGAACCUAAAAUAUCAAAAUUAGAAAAUGUGAACCUUGCCGCGACGGUAGGUGGUUCACAAACUAGAAAAUACCUGAAUACAAAUGUGACACCGCAUUUAUUAGCGGGCAUGAGGCUCAUAGCCGUACAACAACCAGAAGAUCCGUUACGUGUUUUAGGUGAAUAUCUAAUCGAGCAGAGCAAUAUACUGAAGAGUGGAGAAAAAGAGAGUAAUGCUAGUAAAUGA